CCUUCUCAAUCGGCACCUUGUUUGCGAGUGCAACUAUACUCUAACAAUUCUCCUACUACAAUGGAGGAUAUCGACGGAGGAGAAAUGGCAAGCGAACCAGACAGAGAAGAGGAAGAAGCAGCCACCGACUUACUCCGUGAUCGAUUCCGAUUAUGCACUAUUUCCAUUGCUGAAGCCGAGGCGAAACAAUGUGGUAUGGAGGUUUCUCAACCGAUUAUGGCCUGUAUUUCUGAUUUAGCCUUCAAGUUUGCUGAACAGCUAGCAAAAGACCUUGAAUUAUUUGCACAGCAUGCUGGUCGUAAGUCCGUCAACAUGGAAGAUGUUAUUCUUUCUGCACAUAGGAAUGAUCACCUGGCUGCCUCAUUGAGGUCCUUCGGCAAUGACCUGAAAGCAAAGGAACCCAAUAUGGAGAGGAAGAGGAAGAAGAGUUCCAGAAGGGAAGAUAAAGUUGCUCGAGAUGUACUUCGUACUCCAGACUAUUAGAUUAGAGGCGUGGCCAGUUUCACUAUGUAGUCCAAUAGCCUAAUAGCUUGGUGAGAGCAGCAUCUGCGCAGCACUCACAACUUUUUAAGGUAAAAACAGGUUGACAACAUCAUUGAAAAGCUACCUCAAAAUAGCGCCUCAAGUGCAACAUGGUGCGAUAAAUCUGGAGAAUAGCAAAGCAACUAAAAGAAUGUGGUCUGAUAGUACUUUUGAUGUUGUAAAACCUUUCACAUUUGUACUAUAAAAAAAGUUUUGGAUUUGAA
This is a messenger RNA of Nicotiana attenuata, 746 nucleotides long. RefSeq names its product centromere protein S. Gene Ontology annotation, biological process: replication fork processing; resolution of meiotic recombination intermediates. Gene Ontology annotation, molecular function: chromatin binding; protein heterodimerization activity. Gene Ontology annotation, cellular component: FANCM-MHF complex; Fanconi anaemia nuclear complex. The coding region runs from base 61 to 483 and encodes 140 amino acids. The record is from RefSeq and is a predicted model, not a curated record. Lineage: Eukaryota; Viridiplantae; Streptophyta; Magnoliopsida; Solanales; Solanaceae. The transcript is spliced from 4 exons.